Molecule: messenger RNA, 435 nt
Organism: Mesorhabditis spiculigera
Lineage: Eukaryota; Metazoa; Nematoda; Chromadorea; Rhabditida; Rhabditidae
Source: the annotation of a GenBank genome assembly
AUGCGUGAAUCGAUGGACUGUCGAGCAUUGAUCCUGUUGGAACAGGGAAAGGAGCAUCUCUUCGCUGCCGAUCAGGACAAAACAAAAUCGCUACAGAUGAUUUCGGUACUGCUACUUGGGAAAUUCUUGCUUCUUCGCUGCUGGCCAACGGCCGUGGCUGUCGGAGGGAGAAUCCGUCAACGUCAUCGUCAGUUGGUGGCCCAACACGCUGAACAAGUGCUAAGCAUCGGAAAAAUGCUGGCUUCGGAUGGGAUUCUGAAGAAAACAAGAAAUCCGCUCUCAAGCUGGCCAAGCUUCGGCUCAAGGCGGAAAGUGGAUGUGGAGGAAAACGUGCAGGUGGCCCUGGUAGAAAAUAUCGAAUUGGAGCAACGGAAUUCCGGGCUAUCUUUGGCGACGAUUGGUAGCCGUAAGAGUACCGAAACACUUUCUUUGUCU